CCACCACAUCCAGUCGUACCGCGAAUGUUACAGUGUGCGCUUCGUGUGCGCGCUUCCCCGUACUUUUCUCCCUCGUAACGGCGACGUGGUGCUGCGCGAGGUCCGACAAAACGCGAAAAGCGAGCGUUUCGUUUCGUCACGCGGCGCUCGCCCGCCGGCGCCUCGUUCUUCUCUCACGCUCUCUCCUUUCUUCCUCCGUCUUUUUGUCACCGCCGAAAUUCUCAAUCUUUCUUCGAGCAAUCGUGAAGUUUGCCGCCGUCGGCCGUCGGUGGACGGCGCACAUUCUCGUCCCGUUCGCGUCGACGAAGGAAAGAAGAAGGCAAGACAGCAAAGUCGCAAGGGAAGAGGGAGGAAACGCAGGAGGAACAACGGCAAGAGGUGACGAUCGUCGUCCCCACUCCCCCUCCGCCCUCCGUUGUCAUCGUUCGAUGUGUGAAAAGUGCGCGAGCCCGCGAGAUCGUAACGGUAGCGUAACGUGCUGAACGUCGCCGCGGAAGAAGGCGCGCGGCACUCGCGGCAGUUUCACGCGGAACGGUAGCGCGCGCGGUCGCGCGUGUCGCCCGAUUGUCCUCGUCGCUGUUGUUUGUAUCGCGCGUAUACGAUUGAAAUCGGAGUAACCGUGGACGCGGAGUGGUAAGUCGAGAUCCGCCGAGAUCAACGUCAUUGCGAUAGGUUUACGUUAAGCGAGAUCGCGAUAACGAGGAGGCGAGCGGGCGAGCGGUCGAGCGGCGAAGAUGCAUUCCAGAUGGACGAUGACGCCGCGACCUCUGUAACGGUCGUCGUCGGGUAAGAGCGUCGUCCCUACCGUAUUUACUAUUUAUUGUUUUCCUUCACGCGAAAGUCCGCCGCCGCGGUCACGCGCGACGGUGUAUCGACGUGUAUCGCGCGGGUUAUGACGCGACGCGCCGCUUAGGGACGCUCGUCAAGCGCCGCUCGUCAACCGGAGCUACCCGGGGUAGCAGCCGCGAGUGCGUGCGUGCGUGCCUGUCGUGCGUGCGUGCGUGCGUGCGUGCUCGACGACAGCAACAGCGAUGAAGAACAACCCGGCGGCCGAGUCCUGGCCGCCGUCGGACCCGGGGACGGGUAAGGGAUCGUCGUCGCCGUCCUGCCUGGAGGCGUCGAUGCCGCGGAAGUUUCGCGAUGGGGCCCUUCGCGCGGCGGGGACCACCGUCGCCGGCCUCAAUUGGGCGAUGUGCGCCCUCUGCCUGGCCAGCUUCGCCGUGUCCGGCGUGCUCUUCUACCGCGAGCUCGGCCUCGAGUCCAGGAUCGCGAGUUUGGAGGCGCGCUGCCUGCGCGUCCAGGAGCCGGAGUAUCAUCUGCCGAUGGACGCUCUGGUGCAGAGGGUCAAGGCGGAUAUACUGGAGCAGAUGCGGCAGCAGCAGCCGCAACGGAUUGAGCCCGGCGCGGUCUUCAGGCACAAACGCGACAUCUCCGAGUGCAAUUGUCCUCCAGGUCCACCCGGUGAGCCGGGUCCGCCCGGAAAGAGGGGCAAGAAAGGGAAGAAGGGCGAUCCCGGGGAGCCCGGUGCGCCGGGUGUGGCCGGGACGCCGGGCAAGAACGGUUUUCCGGGACCCAUCGGCUUGGACGGGCCCAAAGGUGAUCCGGGCCGACCAGGCGACAAAGGGCAGAAGGGCGAGCUGGGCAGCCCCGGAUUCGACGUCUUGUCCGCAGUGAAGGUCAAUGCACAGGGAUUGGGGUUAAAGAGGUCGGUGACGACGCUCCGCGGCGGGACGCUCGGCUACGCGGAAAUCGUCGCCCUCAAGGAUCUUCAGGAGAAAGGGGUUAAUAUCUCAGCGCAGAACAUCAUACCACUGAAAGGAGAGCCGGGUGAACCCGGGCCGCCGGGACCACCCGGUCCGUCAGGAGCCGAGGGUCUUCCCGGACACGAGGGCAGACAGGGGAUUCCGGGCGAGGUUGGCGCACCAGGGGAGAAGGGCCCGCCCGGGCCGAUCGGACCCAUCGGCCCGACGGGCGCGCCAGGACUUCCAGGUCCCAAGGGUGACAGGGGUGAUAAAGGCGAUCGGGGCUUCACGACGACCUUAAAGGGUGAGCAGUUCCCAACUGGAGUAUUCGAAGGCCCACCUGGUCCACCAGGACCACCUGGGUCCCCGGGCGAGAAGGGAGAACUGGGCCCGACAGGACCGCCCGGCCUGCCCGGCGAGAAGGGUGCUCGGGGAAAGCAAGGGAAGAGGGAUUUCAAGGUUGGGAGCGGUUUGGCAUUGGCGAGGGGUGCCCCCGGCCUGCCGGGUGCGAAGGGUGAGCCCGGCGAACGGGGUUACCGGGGCGAUAAGGGCGCCAAGGGAGACGCGGGUUCAUCAGGGCCCAAGGGAGAGGCGGGAGCGCAGGGCUUGUCGGGGCUCAACGGAACCGACGGCGAACCUGGUAUCCAAGGACCCCCCGGAUUACCGGGAAUAUCCGGACCUAAAGGUGAAAAGGGCGAUUACGGCGACAUUGGUCCGCCCGGCCUUAUGGGACCUCCGGGUCUACCCGGCCCACCGGGAUAUCCUGGGCUGAAAGGCGAAAAGGGAGAAAAAGGCGAAUCGAAGUACAAAAAGCUCAGGCGAAGACAGGGAGACGGCACGUUCGAGAUGAACGCCGGGGAAGUGAUAAUGGGCCCGCCCGGACCCCCAGGACCCGCUGGUACUCCCGGACUGCAGGGCCCACCCGGGAUCAAGGGUGACAGAGGACACGACGGCGCCAAGGGCGAUCCUGGAGAAAAGGGUGGCAAAGGGGAUCCUGGUCCGAUGGGACUGCCCGGCCCCAUGGGACUGAGGGGAGAGUCCGGAAAACCCGGGGAUUCCGGGAAACCUGGCGCCAUGGGAUCACCAGGAUUAGACGGCAUGAAGGGCGCGCAGGGCGAACCAGGAACGAAGGGAGAAAGGGGAGAUCCGGGAUUGCCUGGUACCGACGGGAUUCCCGGCGCGGAGGGACCGAAGGGAGAGAAAGGUGCCAAAGGCGAAUCUGGGCCGCCGGGUAAACGCGGCAGAAAAGGCGACAAGGGCAACAAGGGAGAUCAAGGUGUUCCAGGAUUGGAUGCCCCGUGUCCGCUGGGACCGGACGGACUCCCCUUACCAGGCUGCGGCUGGAGACCACCGCAGCAGGAUAUCACGAGCACGUCCACGCCGGCGAACGAGGGUCCCGAGCCCGCGGAGACGGAUUACGAGGAGCCGGAGGACGAGUACGAGGACUAUACGGACCCGAACGGGAACCUAGCCGAGCAAUAAUGCUCGUUUUUGUGCGCUGCCCUAAUAACUACCGACAACUACCACCAAUACCAACACCAUCAUCAUCAUCACCACCACUACCACCACCACCACCACCACUGCCACCUUCAUCACUCGUCUCACCCCGUUCUCCCAAACUAACGUGGUCCCGCCGAGGAGCAACAUCCUGCGCCAAUGGCUGCAGGAGGAGCAGGAGGAUGGGGAGGAGGAGGAGGAGAACGAGCGGCAGUGAUGUUGCAAGGACAAUAGCGUAUUUUUUUCAUAAGGACUUCUGUAUAUCUUCCCGUUCCCGCCUCCGUCUCGUUACGACCGCGUUACGAAAAAAAAAAUCUCUAUAUAUAUAUACAUACUAUAUAUACGCCAAAAUAAUCAUCUUGCCAACGAGAGUGUUGUAAAUAUGUGUACUUACAGUGUCUAGCGUCCGCAGUGCGUGUACAUAAGUAAUUAGAGCUUACUGCGAAUUUACGAUCGUAUCGCGACGACAACGAUGGUCGUCGUAUCGUCGGCCGAUACGGUUACAGCCCGUUAACAUCACACACAUCCACACACACAUACACAGACAUGCACAUAUACACACGUGCACGCAUACAAAAGUAUACGGUGACGGAUCCGCGGAUCGAUACCUCCGGUUCCGUGCGCGAGGAGAGACGAGGAAGAGGCUCUUCCGGGUGAACUCGAGACGAUCCCUGCGUGGAAGAACGUCGCGUCUCCAGGACUGCGAGGACACACUUCGGAGCAAACGGACGAGCGACAAUCCCGGAAAGAAUCGCAGUGAAGUGCGCGAAGGACGCAUCUCGCGGAUCGGGCGUGACAGUACGGAUGAGAUGAGGAAGAAGAAACUCGAAUCCGCUUCCCGUGCGGAUCUCGCGUCGACGCGAGGAGCUGCGAAAGGACACACUCUCUGCGGAUUUGGAAAACGAGCUACGAGAGAGCCACGAGAGAGGGAAAAAUUGCAAUCCACCGACGGGAUUAGCUUUUAGCCGCGGCUUGAGGUGCGCCUCGAAUCCACAGUCUCCUUCCUCCUUUUGUUCUCCUGUCUUUUAUCUUCCAAACAUUAUUUUUAUUUCCUCUCUCGCGUCGACACUCUCGUUGCAAACUCCGCCCGAUAUGAGAGAGACAUUGCCGAUACAGACGAGCUCGAGGACUUCUUGAAAAUUGCUUUUCUUCAUCAGGUCGCGCGUUUAUAAUAGCUAAUCCCGCGGGAGGAGACGGACGCCGCCGAUCCGUGCGACCUGCGAAGAGAGACGAGCUUCGCCGUACUUUGAUCGCGCGACGAAAGGGAACUUUUUGAUACGAUUCUAGUUUGAUUAGUGGCGCGCCGUUCCGCGUUAUUGCCGUCUAGAUCAGAGAAUCGUAUUCUAGCGUCAGGUACCGUGUGUAACGCGAGGAAGGAGAAAGGGGCGGGACUCAUGUCUUGUACACACAUGCAUUAUCAAUGCUUGCGAGAGGUACCGCGGAAUGAAUCAGCGAGUGUAUGUCUUCUCGAUGUCAGAAAUAAGCUCGCAGCUGUACUGCCUUUUUCCCUUUCUAUCCUUCUCGGACGUUCGUAGCUUCGUUUCCUCACGCGCAAAUAUUUUCCAUACGUCGCGAGGUGAUGUCGCGCGCGCUCGAGGCG
Messenger RNA from Solenopsis invicta (red fire ant), 4839 nucleotides. RefSeq names its product collagen alpha chain CG42342. The record is from RefSeq and is a predicted model, not a curated record. Bases 1032 to 3224 code for a protein of 730 amino acids. The transcript is spliced from 26 exons. NCBI's taxonomy places the organism in Eukaryota, Metazoa, Arthropoda, Insecta, Hymenoptera, Formicidae.